Molecule: messenger RNA, 1611 nt
Organism: Pyrenophora tritici-repentis Pt-1C-BFP
Lineage: Eukaryota; Fungi; Ascomycota; Dothideomycetes; Pleosporales; Pleosporaceae
Source: RefSeq, a predicted model, not a curated record
AUGCACUUUUCAGCCAUCCUAGGUACAGUUGCUGUAGCAGUGAUAUCGCGCCUCUUGUUCAAAACCUACUUUUCCCCCUUGCGAAACGUACCAGGACCGACGGCUGCGCGCUUUACAAAUCUGUGGUAUUUGUUCCGAGUAAAUAAGGGGGACUUCCAAUGGGAGAAUAUAGAAUUACACCGGAGAUACGUGCGAUACGGUCCAAACCGAUACUCCCUGUCCUCGCCCUCUGCGCAGAAAAUCAUCUACGGCCACGGCGCCAAAUUCCCAAAAUCAGCCUGGUACGCCACAUCCCAGAACCCUUCGCCGCAACAAUGGAGUCUCUUCGCCGACCGCUCGAUACAACGGCACGGCGAAAACAGACGGCAAUACCAAAGCACCUACAGCAUGUCAUCGCUCGUGACGUACGAGCCGUACGUAGACGAGUGUACGGCGCUGUUCAGCCAGCGGCUGCGGGAAAUAGCUAGCGCAGGCGCGUACGCCGCCGAUAUGGGGCAUUGGCUGCAGUGCUACGCGUUCGAUGUCAUAGGUUUGAUUACGUAUGCGAAGAGAUUGGGGUUUCUGGACAAGGGCGAGGAUGUGCAAGGUGUGAUUGCGGCGCUGGAGGAUUUUCUGUGGUAUGCGGCUUGUGUAGGCAUCUUCUCGUGGUUGCAUGAAUAUCUUUUUCCGGUGAGGAAUUGGCUUGCGGGACCGCAGGGGACGGGGAGGGCGUAUGUGGGGAGGUUUACGCAGGAGAGGAUCAAGGAGCAUGAGGUUGAACGGAAGAAAAAGGGGAUGUUGCCGGGUGAUGGUGACGCGGCGGAAGAAGAGAGCAGGACGAGCAUAUGUUUUUUGAGCAAGUUCUUUGCGAAGAAUAAGGAGGAUCCGGCGGGUUUUACCAUGUAUCAUUUGGCGGCGGGGUGUGUGUCGAAUAUGGUGGCUGGGUCGGAUACUACGGCUAUCAGUUUGUCGGCCAUUCUAUACUACUUGCUCAAGAACCCGGGGACGUUUGACAAACUACGGCAAGAGGUCGAUGAGAGGAAGCAUGGCGGGUUUUUCACUUUAAAGGAGAGCCAGGAGAUGCCGUAUCUACAGGCGGUUAUGAAGGAAGCACUGAGGUUACAUCCGGCUGUUGGUCUGCCGCUCGAGCGCGUGGUUCCACCUGGCGGAGCAACGAUAUGUGAGCAGUAUUUUCCAGAAGGAACUAUUGUCGGAAUCAACUCUUGGGUCGCGCAUCGUGACACGUCAGUGUUUGGGCCGGACGCGCACCUAUUCAAGCCAGAGCGCUGGCUCAGCUCCGACAAAGAGAGACUGAGUUUGAUGGAGCGAAGCUGGAUGCCGCCAGCCUCUCACACAAACUCCGUCUACCGUAUCUUACGCGCUUUGUUGUCGCCUCAGUGGCUAACUUGGAAUGUGCUCUCACCGCAGUUUGGCCUAGGCUCCAGAACCUGCAUUGGGCGGCACAUAUCGCUUUUGGAAAUGUCAAAGCUGGUUCCUGCGCUAAUUCGCGAUUUCGACUUUACCCUCGACAGCCAGUUGCAGGAGGGAGAGUGGAAGACGGUAGACUAUUGGUUCGUAAAGCCAAAGGGCUUCAAGGUCAAGGUUGCGCUUCGGCAACCAGUAACAACUUGA